Messenger RNA from Brassica napus (rape), 1437 nucleotides. RefSeq lists its product as uncharacterized. NCBI's taxonomy places the organism in Eukaryota, Viridiplantae, Streptophyta, Magnoliopsida, Brassicales, Brassicaceae. The transcript is spliced from 7 exons. The record is from RefSeq and is a predicted model, not a curated record. The coding region runs from base 1 to 1437 and encodes 478 amino acids.
AUGGUUCACCAUAACUCUCCUUUUAUAAGCAUGAAGAAGGUGUUUGAUCUGAAACCGCGUCUCGUUGAACUCCGCCGCCGAUAUGUAACCGCUGGUGUCAUUGGAGACCAUAUCUUCUCCGACUGCCGGAAAAUGGAUUUACCAGCACUCCCGCAGUGGAUGUAUACAUUAGGGGAAGAGCCCCCUGCACUGAAGAGCAUUUCUUAUCACACUGAUGACUCGAAGCUAUUUACUGCACUAAGGCGAGCUCUAAACGCUGACGAAUAUGAGGAGCUAAAGGAGUCAAAGUUGGGAGUGUUCAUCAAGUUCAAUGAGCUGAAUUUUGGUUGUGCUUCAAGGCUGUUUGAACACCUCACUGGUCUGAACUGGGAUUACAUCGAGGACCUGGAAAAUCCAAGGGUUGAGGUUACGAAGGAGAUGGCUGCUUUCUGGGAGAUGAUGGGUGUUGAUGUCGAUGCGGAGCCAAAUACUGAGCAUAUAAAAGCAACAUUUGGGAGAUGCGAGGAGUGGUCUCGGGAAGAUCGCAUGCGGCUCGGUUACCUUGCCAUCUUCAAUGGAUUCAUUGAAGAGAGAAAGUACUCAACCGCUACACGGGGGAGAGUGGCGUUUAAGGUGCUGAUGGAGUCUGUGAAAUGUGUAAAUUUGGAUUCAAAUUCAUACACUGUUGAUGGGUUUGUUCAACUUCUCCAGGUGUGGGUGUACUUUGCUCUGCCAGAAUUUGGUGCUAAUUUUGGGCAUCCCCUACCAGACAGACCGUCUCCGCUGUUGCUGGCUUACAAUGGUGGCAAAGGACGCAGAUUUUUUAAAGAGGCCAUUUCCAGACAUACUAGCAUGAUCAACUGUGUCCGCAAGGACUAUGCUGAGAUGUUUCCACGAUGGGACUUUGAUAUGGAGGACCCGGCCGCGGAGAACAUAAUCAUAGUCAUGUUUAAUGCGAAAGCUAAUUGGAACUGGACCAUGAAUUGCUGGGAAGUCACCGGUACUAAACCGAGAGUGAAGAAGGAAGAGAGGGCAGCGGAGACAGAGAGUGGUGUGAAGGAGGAAAGUAGAGUACGUCGGAAGAAAGCUCGUAAAGCGGCUUCUCUUGAGGCUAGUAAAGUGCCUUCUGCUGAGGCACGUGCAGAGGCUCGUUCAGAGGCUUCUACGUCUGUUGGUGGGAUGACCAAGGAGCAUAUUGAAAAAAGCUUCAAGGGCAUAGCUGAUGUCAUGAGGGAUGGGUUUGGGAUGUGCCUUAGGGAGAUCAAGUUGCUGGGGGAUAGGAUAGAAGCUGUGGAGAAGAAAGUGGGAAUCACCAAAAAGGGGACUGCAUCUAAUGAACUUCAAAUGACAACUUCAAAUCAGGAAAAGCGUGGGCACGAACCCAGGGUUAGUACCAAAACCUCUCCCAAAAUCGCAGAGAAGAGAUUGACUAGAAAAAGUGCUAGGAAUAAGGAAUGA